Molecule: messenger RNA, 1499 nt
Organism: Cynara cardunculus var. scolymus (artichoke)
Lineage: Eukaryota; Viridiplantae; Streptophyta; Magnoliopsida; Asterales; Asteraceae
Product: F-box/kelch-repeat protein At1g57790-like
Exons: 3
Coding region: 82-1209 (375 amino acids)
Molecular function (GO): protein binding
Source: RefSeq, a predicted model, not a curated record
ACAUAUCUUCUUCUCUCUCUACAAAACACCCACCCACACACACACGCACAGUGUGAAGCUUUUUAUCUCUCUGGUGUAGUUAUGGCAGGAAGGAAGAGAAGGAAACUCAGAUUGUUGUCGGAAACGUUUAAAGAUGAUAAAAGAGUAUCGAUCAAAGAAAAUAGCGAGCAGGAGGCAUGGUCUGUGCUUCCAGUAGAGCUUUUGGAAUUGAUAAUUUCCCGGUUAACGUUAAAGGAUAACAUUCGCACUUCUGCUGUUUGCAAAAGAUGGCUCUCGGUUGCUCUUUCGGUCAGAAAGGUAAACAAGCCACCGUGGCUUAUGUACUUCCCAAAACUCGGCCACCUUUUUGAAUUCUACGAUCCAUCACAGCGAAAAACGUAUUCUGUUGAAUUACCGGAGUUACAUGGAUGUAGGAUAUGUUACAAUAAAGAUGGUUGGUUGUUGCUAUACAAGCCAAGAACACAACGUGUUCUAUUCUUUAAUCCCUUCACACGGGAAAUGAUUAAGUUGCCAAGAUUCGAAAUGACGUAUCAAAUAGUUGCGUUUUCGACUUCUCCCAAGUCUCCGAACUGUAUUCUUUUUACAGUUAAGCAUGUUAGUCCAACUGUUGUUGCUAUCAGCACUUGCCAUCCGGGGGCAGCAGAGUGGACUACAGUCAAUUACCACAACCGCUUGCCGUUUGUUAGCAGUAUUUGGAAUAAGCUUGUUUUCUGCAACGGGCUAUUCUAUUGUUUGAGUUUAACUGGAUGGCUGGGAGUUUAUGAUCCACAGGAGCACACAUGGAGUAUCCGUAUUGUGCCUCCACCCCGGUGUCCUGAUAAUUUCUUUGUGAAAAAUUGGUGGAAGGGGAAAUUUAUGGCGGAGCAUAAAGGCGAUGUCUUUGUUAUAUAUACGUGUUAUAGUGAAAAUCCGAUUAUUUAUAAGCUAGAUCAGGCAAAUAAAGAGUGGGUAGAAAUGAAAACUCUUGAAGGUGUGACCUUAUUUGCUAGUUUUUUGUCGUCCCAUGCAAGAACCGACCUUCUUGGAAUGAUGAGGAAUAGUGUGUAUUUCUCUAAAGUUCGUUUUUAUGGGAAACGGUGCAUAUCGUACUCUCUUGAUCACCGAAGAUACUACCCUCGGAAACAGUGCCAUGAUUGGGGAGAACAAGAUCCGUUUGAAAGCAUUUGGGUCGAACCACCUGAAGACCAUUCAACCUUCAGCUGGGAAUAGUUGAAACAGUGUGGUGGUUACGACAUUGUUCUCAUUUGGCAUUGUGUAAAGCUGAAUCCUGUGGAAGUGAGCUGAGCAUCGAUGUAUAUUAGGUAAAACCAAAGCAGAAGCAGAGUAGAUGAAAUGGAAUGGAAACAGGAAUGCAGCUUUCAAAAUGAAUACAAUGUUGAGCAGUUGUAGUUGUAGUUGAGUUACAAAGUUAUAUAUAAAUUAAUAAUAAUAAUUUAUAGUAGUUGAUUAUUAUUUGGGAAAAGGAUCACAUAAAUUAUCUCUUCUCUUUUUUUUAUUUC